Messenger RNA from Zingiber officinale, 1143 nucleotides. RefSeq names its product serine/arginine-rich SC35-like splicing factor SCL28. The coding region runs from base 90 to 818 and encodes 242 amino acids. Gene Ontology annotation, molecular function: RNA binding. NCBI's taxonomy places the organism in Eukaryota, Viridiplantae, Streptophyta, Magnoliopsida, Zingiberales, Zingiberaceae. The transcript is spliced from 7 exons. The record is from RefSeq and is a predicted model, not a curated record.
UUGCCGGUCGCGUUGCUAGGUUUUCUUUUCUGCUCUCCUUUCUUCUACGGUCCUACGGCGCCUAGGGUUCCUCCUUUCAUCUUCCUGACAUGGGGCGAUAUCGCAGCCGCAGCAGAAGCUACAGCCCUCGGCGGUACAGCCGGAGUCCUCCUCGCCGGAAGCACUACGACGACCCUCGCGACCGGUACCAUGGGGGCGGCGGCGGCGGCGGAAGAGGAGGAGGAAGGGACUACCGCUCCGCCCCCUCUGGCCUGCUCAUUCGCAACAUCUCUCUCGACGCAAGGCCUGAAGAUCUACGUAUACCGUUCGAGCGUUUUGGUCCAGUGAAGGAUGUCUAUCUUCCGAAGAACUACUAUACAGGCGAGCCACGAGGUUUUGGAUUCGUCAAAUUCCGCUAUGCAGAAGAUGCUGCAGUAGCUAAGCAGCAUAUGAAUCGUCAGAUUAUUGGCGGCCGUGAAAUUUCAAUUGUCUAUGCUGAAGAAAAUAGGAAAACCCCUCAAGAAAUGCGCAAGAUGACACGCAUUAGUGAAAGACAUGUGGGAGGACGACACCGGCGGUCUCUGUCCAGAUCUCCCAGACAACGACAUCGCUCAUAUUCACAUUCUCCCACUCCCAGGCACGAUUCAAGGGACAAUGGAAGGGGUGGCCGUGAUUACUACUCUCCGCCGAGAUCAGUUUCUCCAUCUCCUCUGAAUGGUAGGGAUUAUGGGUCACCUGAUGAUAGGGAUCGCAGGUCUAAGAGGUCUGAACAUCAAUCUCCAGGUCCUGAGGUUAAUGAACAGAGCCCGUCAAGGUCACGAUCCUACAGUCCCAAGUGAGUGCUGACUGGCAACAUUUUUAAAUGAGUCCAGAAUAGGAAAACCAGCCUCUCUGAACACACUUGCCUCCAAUUUUCUGGUAUUCCUUCAAAUCUAUUAGCAAUAUAAACUUAGUUUGGCGAAGGUUCUAGAUGUAACUUUGUACUUGGUGUAUGGAGCCUCUGUUCUGGUGGGUCUGAAGUAGAUGUUUUUGUGGCCUCUGCUCUAGUGGGUUUUCUUGACUCCCUGUAGUAGAUGUUUUUUGAGACCUUUUUGUUCAGAGUCGUGAACAGACUCGUUAACACAAUUAUGUUGCUGAUUUGUGUGUGAUUUCUGUUUUUCUUUA